Cryptomeria japonica (Japanese cedar) is the source of this 2649-nucleotide messenger RNA. RefSeq names its product MLO-like protein 4. Gene Ontology annotation, cellular component: membrane. Bases 571 to 2397 code for a protein of 608 amino acids. Lineage: Eukaryota; Viridiplantae; Streptophyta; Pinopsida; Cupressales; Cupressaceae. Gene Ontology annotation, biological process: defense response. The record is from RefSeq and is a predicted model, not a curated record. The transcript is spliced from 15 exons.
UGAACCUCCGUUGUUUAUAUGAAGAAACGAAAAAAUCUCACAAGAAAAUAAGGAAAAACUGUUUGGCUGAUUCCAUUUAACUUCACAAAUUACGGAAUUCACCUACUGGAAAAUUUAGCUAUGACACGUAGUAAAUACGGCCUGCCAUUGAAAACAAAAAGAGCUUUGAUCUCCAUCUUUGAACAUUUUAGACACCGCCUGCACAUUAAAAAAUUAUUACCAAGUAUAUUUGAAUAAAAAACUGAGCGGCAGAAGUAUCCUUGGCUCUUUUUCUUUCUGUAUUUUAAAGAAGCUUCGAAUUUCAAGACUGGAAAAACUAUGCUUUACUUUGUAUCAUUGGCAUAAACAUGGAAGUGCAUUUGCAGAGAGAAGAGAAGAGAAGUGGGAAUUUAGAGCAGUCAAUUAGUUGGUACAGUGACUUCAGACAAGGCAGGUAGACAUUAAUGGUUACAGACAGUUAUGAUAUGAAUGACAGUGUACCCUCUUCAUCAAGGUGUUGUUCCCUCCUCUUCUUUAUAGUUUUGGUGUUGUGCGUAGAACCUGGUUAUAGGUGAUCUGUGAAGGGGGAAAAUGAAUGUAGGCAGAUCAUUGGCAGAGACUCCAACAUGGUCUGUGGCCACUGUUACUACUGUUCUGGUGGGGAUCUGUUUCAUUGUGGAGCGCUCCAUUCACCGUUUUGGGGAGUGGCUGGCUAGAACAAAGCGGAAGCCUCUCCUGGCAGCUUUAACUAAAAUCAAGGAGGAGCUGAUGUUACUGGGACUUAUGUCACUUCUUUUGUCUCAAUCGGCUAGAUUGAUAUCUGGCUUCUGUGUAAAGUCAUCCCUAUUUAGUAGCAAAUUUUAUCCCUGUUCGAGGGAGGACUUUGACAGGAAAGCAAAUCCUUCAGAAAAUGAUACAUCUCUAAGCCACUUGUAUCCUAAACAUUACCAGACACAUUUUUCUCAUGGAAGACGGCUUGCUGGUAUCAAUUACUGCAGUAAGGGACACGAACCUUUUGUUUCAUAUGAAAGUCUUGAGCAGCUGCAUCGUUUUCUCUUCAUCCUUGGAGUCACACAUGUUUUUUAUUGCUGCUUAACUAUGCUUUUUGCAAUGAUCAAGAUCUAUAGCUGGAGACCCUGGGAAAUCGAAGCUCAUUCAAGACUCAUUGUACCUGAAGGCACAAGGACCAAAGUGGUGAUGAGGCGCCAGACUACUUUUGUGUUCCAUCAUACAGCACAUCCUUGGAGUAAGAACAGAAUUCUUGUUUGGGUGCUUUGCUUUGCACGCCAGUUUAUCAGAUCUGUAACAAAGGCAGACUACAGGGCAUUACGGUUGGGGUUCAUUACGAACCACAGGUUACGUCUUACAUAUGACUUCCAUAGCUACAUGGUGCGCACCAUGGAGGAUGAAUUCAGAGAUAUUGUGGGCAUUAGCUGGCCGCUUUGGGGAUAUGCAAUUAUCUGCAUUUUCUUCAAUCUGCAUGGAUUGAACUUCUACUUCUGGAUAUCGUUCAUCCCUGCGAUGUUGAUCCUGUUCGUCGGCACAAAACUUCAACAUGUGAUCGCAAAACUCGCUUUGGAUAAUGCAGCAACGGAUGCAGCUGCAGGGACUCAAUUAAAGCCCCGUGAUGAGCUUUUCUGGUUUGGUAAACCUCAACUUUUGUUGUGGUUGAUUCAGUUCAUUUCAUUUCAGAAUGCUUUUGAAAUGGCAGCAUUUGUCUGGUCUUGGUGGGAAAUCAAGGCACCUACUUGUUUCAUGAAGAAUAGUGCAUUUGUUUUCACACGUCUGAUUUCUGGGGUAUUAGUUCAAUUCUGGUGCAGCUAUGGCAUCCUUCCCCUUUACGCCAUUGUCACACAGAUGGGCUCCCGCUACAAGAAGGCCUUGAUUAGAGAGGAGAUUAGAGAAUCCCUUCAUGGUUGGCGAAAGCGAGUGAAGGAGAAAGCAAAGCGUGAAUCCUUACAUCCAUCUUCAACAUCUGCAAAAUCAGAAAAUGCUUUGAAGUCUGGUAGCAGGGACAGAGAUGAAAGUGGUAUUGAAUCAACUGCAUAUUCUCUUUCACAGAGCCCCCAGAAUGUGACGGAGAGAUGUAGAAGCCUACCAAGAGAGAUAUCCAUAACUUGCCAAACAGAGAACACGGAGGAGGAUUCUAUUCAUGAGGAAGUUCAACAAGAAGAAGAUUUGGGCUCACAUUCUUCUGUAUAUUCUUGUACUGCAGAAAACAAUGCAUUGCCAUUUGAAGCAAAUGUAAUGGAUGAUGACGACACUGAUGAGGAUGGUGACGACACUGAUGAGGAUUCAACAGACAAGCAUCUACUUGGCUCUGGUCCAUCAAACAAUGGAUUGGCAUUUGAAUUGGGUGUUUUAGAUGAUGAUAACAUUGAUGAGCAGCAUCUUCUCGACCCCUCUGAAAUUCCCUAAGUUUCUCUAACCUUGAAUAUGCAUCUUUGGGAAUCUUGAGGAGAAACAAGACCAAAAUUCAGAAAGAAGCGUAAAAAGUAGAAACCUAACUGCAGCAUCAAUUACGUUGUAGCUUUAUGCAAAAUAGAGGCCGAUGAAUUUAAAAAUGUUAAACAGGAAAUCUCUUUCCAAUCUGAAUUUCAAAGAAUGAAGAAUUGAUUGUUUGAUAAAAAUUAAAAUCCCAUAAUAUAAAAUAUAGACCAUUUCAUGCAA